Molecule: messenger RNA, 1385 nt
Organism: Lampris incognitus (smalleye Pacific opah)
Lineage: Eukaryota; Metazoa; Chordata; Actinopteri; Lampriformes; Lampridae
Gene: tsnax
Product: translin-associated factor X
Exons: 6
Coding region: 369-1220 (283 amino acids)
Cellular component (GO): cytoplasm; nucleus
Molecular function (GO): RNA endonuclease activity; RNA binding; sequence-specific DNA binding
Source: RefSeq, a predicted model, not a curated record
UGUCGAUAAAACGCGUGAAAAGCCCUUCCUCCCCGUUUGGUGUCGCUUUGGAUAUUCCGGCGUGUUUAUUUCGCGUCCGUGCCGGGUGUUUAUUUAUCCACAAGACGCACGGCCGUGUCCUCUGACGCGACGUUCCCGUGACAACCGCAGAGGCUUUUCGUCACGGCCCAGUCGGGUCGGCGGCGGUAAGGCGAGUCCGUUUUCCUCGAGGCUGGAGCGGUUCGCCUCCCAAAACUACCCCUCUCUCUUUUUUCCCCCCUUCUUCUUCUUCUUCUUCUUCUUCUUCUUCUUCUUCUUUUUUGGCACCUCGGCAGAACAUCUGACGUUGUGAGUCCAAAAGAACAACGGACCGCUGUAAAGCUGGAGGUAUGAGCGGGAGAGAAGGUGACGGAUGUCCGACGCCUGCAAAACAUGACCGCGCGCAGGACAGCGACACGAGCGCCGACCUGUCACCGGUCAUCGCAGCUUUCAGGGUCUUCCAGCAGGAGCUUGACACCAAGCACGACAAGCACGAGCGCCUCUUCAAGAUCAGCCGCGACGUCACCAUCGAAAGCAAAAGGACCAUUUUCCUUUUGCACAGAGUGACCAGUGUGCCUGACGUAGAGGAUAUUCUGAAGGAAUCGGAUGUAAAACUGGAUGGCGUGCGGCAGAAGAUUGGCCUCAUUGCAGAAGAGCUGAGAGGAGAGGACAUAUUUCAGUUUCACAGAGCUUUCACCCCAGGGAUCCAGGAGUAUGUGGAGGCGGUCUCGUUCCAGCAUUACAUACGUCACCGGACCCUCAUCAGCCUGGAAGAGAUCAACGCCAGACUGGUGUUCAUGAAAACGGAAAAGGCGGACACUAAGGGCUCGGCGGAGGGCCCGCCGCUAGCGGCGCAGGUUCUGACCUUCCAGGUGACGCCCUCCGACUACCUGCUCGGCGUGGCCGACCUGACGGGAGAGCUGAUGCGGAUGUGCAUCAGCAGCGUGGGCAACGGCGACAUCGACACGCCCUUCCAGCUCAGCCAGUUCCUCCGGCAGAUCCACGACGGCUUCUCCUACAUCGGCAACACGGGGCCUUACGAGGUGUCCAAGAAGCUGCACACGCUGCGCCAGAGCCUGGGCAAGGUGGAGGACGCCUGCUACACCCUCCGCGUCCGCGGCUCAGAAAUCCCCAAGCACAUGUUGGCCGACGUGUUCGCCAGCAGGGCGGCUCUCAUCGACCCCGACGAAGGGGUGGCUUAAGGGCCGGCGGCCCGUCGAAGCGACGCCGCGUCAGUUCUGUUUCUCCUCCUGCGGUGUUGUGACGCUUGUAUGUACUUUUUGUGUGACGCUACUGUUGCUUGGUUGUUUUGAAAGAAGUUUGCUUGCUGUUUGUUUUUAUUACUGGACGGCACACACACACACACA